This is a messenger RNA of Aspergillus mulundensis, 1815 nucleotides long. Its product is annotated as GMC family oxidoreductase. The coding region runs from base 1 to 1815 and encodes 604 amino acids. Lineage: Eukaryota; Fungi; Ascomycota; Eurotiomycetes; Eurotiales; Aspergillaceae. The record is from RefSeq and is a predicted model, not a curated record. Gene Ontology annotation, molecular function: flavin adenine dinucleotide binding; oxidoreductase activity, acting on CH-OH group of donors. The transcript has 4 exons.
AUGCACCAUAAGAUCUUAGCUGCCUUAACAUAUACCUUCUACACGAUCCCGGCAAUUUCAUGUCAAACGUUACCCUCAUCGUUACAAGACACAUUCGACUUCAUAAUCGUCGGCGGCGGAACAGCCGGGCUAGCAGUCGCAAACAGGCUAUCCGAGAUCGCAGAGCUUACCAUCGCCGUAAUUGAAGCAGGACAAGAUGAAGGGGAUAACCCCAACGUUACCAGCGUCAAAACCUUUGGCGCUAGUCCGGGCCUGAACUCGCAUAUCGAUUGGGUGUACCAGACGACGCCGGAGGGGAAUGCGGACAAUAGGCAGAUGGAGUACCAUGCCGGACGGGCGUGGGGCGGAACGAGUGUAAUAAAUGGAAUGACAUACAUCCGCGCCGAAGCCUCCCAAAUCGACGCAUGGGAAACAGCCGGCAAUGAGAACUGGACGUGGGCGUCCCUCUGGCCCUACCACCUCAAAUCCGAGUCCUUCUCACCACCAACUCCAGCCCAAACUGCCGCGGGAGCAUCGUUUAUAGACAGCUACCAUGGCGACUCCGGUCCUGUGCAGGUAUCCUACCAGUACGGUCUGCAGAACGGCUCGUUUGCGUCGCGGGUCAAGCAGACAUGGCAAAAUUUGGAUGUACCUUUCAACCCCGAUGUCAAUGGUGGGGUUCUCAGGGGCUUCUUCGUCUGGCCGCAGACGUUGAUCCGUGAGGAGAAUGUCAGGUGUGAUGCUGCGAGAGCUUAUUAUUAUCCCGUUCGGGAGAGGGGAAAUCUGGCUAUGCUGCAGGGGAAGGUGAGGAGGAUAUUGUGGGCGGAUGAUGACAAUGAUAUGAAUGAGAAAGGGGCGAGUCUGACCAGGGCACAGGGAGUGGAAUAUACAGCGUCAAAUGGCGACAUCGCAACUCUCUAUGCGAAGAGAGAAGUCAUCCUCUCAGCUGGAUCUAUCAGAUCACCCGCGAUUCUGGAACUUUCUGGUGUUGGAAAUCCGGAGAUCCUAGAGCCCCUCAACAUAACCACAAAGAUCCCCCUCCCAGCCGUCGGAGAAAACGCCAUCGACCAGCCGAACAACUUCAUAGCGUACGCUUCUAAUCUAACAUUCACCGGGUUCGUCCCCUACGUAACAUACCUCAGCGCAUCCGACAUCUUCGGAUCCGACAUAGAUACAGUCGCAGACGAGACAUCAGCACAGCUGCCACUAUGGGCCGCGCAAACCGCCAACACCACGCACAGCGCAAUCUCCGCUGCCUCACUCGAACAGUUAUACAGAAUCCAGCACUCCCUAAUCUUCAACCAGGACGUCCCCCUCAUCGAGAUCCUAACAACCGGAAUAGGGAGCAAUGUCGGAAGCGCAUUCUUCAUCCUCCUCCCCUUCUCAAGGGGAAAUGUCCACAUUACAUCCUCCAACCCGCAUGUCUAUCCGUCUAUCAACCCCAAUUAUCUCAAUAUAACCUGGGACGCGGAGGUACAGGUACGGAGCGCCGAGAUCGUGCGUCGUUUCUGGGGUAUGGAGCCGGUGAGCUCGCUUGUGGGGGAACGAGUGCAGCCGAGUAUGCAAGAUGUACCUGCCAAUGCAACGGGUGCCGAGUGGGAGGGGUGGAUACGGGGUUCUUUCACACCAAAUCACCAUCUCGUCGGAACAGCGGCAAUGCUGCCUAAAGAACUCGGGGGCGUGGUCGAUAGGAAUCUGCUUGUGUAUGGGACCGAGAACGUCAGGGUUAUCGAUGCGUCUAUCCUGCCGGCGCAGAUUAGUGGGCAUUUGACGAGUAUUGUUUACGCCGUUGCGGAGAGGGCGGCGGAUAUUAUUAAGGCGGAGUAUGGGUUGUAG